AUUUUGAAAGCCCAGUGUUGCCCAGGGGGCAUCUCCUUUGUAUUUAUGAGAGACCUGCAUUCUCCCUGGCUCUGUUCUCUCAGGUUCUCUAGAGCUCAGGACCUCUGAGAAGAAUGGAGCCCUCCUGGCUUCAGGAACUCAUGGCUCACCCCCUCUUGCUGCUGUUCCUCUUCUGCAUGUCUCUGCUGCUCUUUCAGGUAAUCAGGUUGUACCAGAGGAGGAGAUGGAUGAUCAGAGCCCUGCACCAGUUUCCUGCCUGGUUCUAUGGCCACAGGGGGUUUUACCCAGUACAGGAGUUUGAGGUGUAUCAUGAACUGAUGGAAAAAUACCCAUGUGCCGCUCCCUUGUGGGUUGGACCCUUUACGAUGUUCUUCAGUGUCCAUGACCCAAACUAUGCCAAGAUUCUCCUGAAAAGACAAGAUCCCAAAAGCACAAUUAUCCACAAAAUCCUUGAAUCCUGGGUUGGUCAAGGACUUGUGACCCUGGAUGGUUCUAAAUGGAAAAAGCACCACCAAAUUGUGAAACCUGGCUUCAACAUCAGCAUUCUGAAAAUAUUCAUCACCAUGAUAUCUGAGAGUGUAUGGGUGAUGCUGAACAAAUGGGAGGAGCACAUUGCCCAGAACUCAUGUCUGGAGCUCUUUCAACAUGUCUCCCUGAUGACUGUGGACAGCGUCGUGAAGUGUGUCUUCAGCCACCAGGGAAGCAUCCAGUUGGACAGUACCCUGGGCUCAUACCUGAGAGCAGUGUUCAACCUUGGCAAAAUCUACCAGCGAAUGAACAAUUUCCUACAUCACAACGACCUGGUUUUCAAAUUCAGCUCUCAAGGCCAAAUCUUUUCUAAAUUUAACCAAGAGCUUCAUCAGUUCACAGGUUAGUCCUGGGAUUUACAUGACCAGAGUCCACUAUGAGACAUCUGAUUGUCUGAGACAUAGACUUUGGUUAUGGCUGCUUCUACUAUGGACAUAGGGCAUGGCCAUCAUUCAGAAAUGCUAAUUUGUACCUCUUAAAUGAAUGUGCUACAUAAAUCCUAGGUAGAGAGUAUAUUAUUGACUAUAUAUCUGCAUUUUAAUGUUUGGAGUUAGAAUUAAUACAAUCAGCAAAACAUCUGUCUAUCUUGCUUCAUUUCUAAUGGAGCAGCUUCAGAUGUGAAGAAAAGUAAAAGUGAAAGGAAGUACAUUUCUGUAAGAAGACAGAACAGGACAUCUGAGCAAGUACUGAACAUGCUUGGGUACUGCAUACUAUGCACAGUUUAUCAAACAACACAGCACACCACUGAGUGUCCCUUUUGCAUGAGUUUU
This is a messenger RNA of Mandrillus leucophaeus (drill), 1298 nucleotides long. Its product is annotated as putative inactive cytochrome P450 family member 4Z2. Gene Ontology annotation, molecular function: monooxygenase activity; iron ion binding; oxidoreductase activity, acting on paired donors, with incorporation or reduction of molecular oxygen. The record is from RefSeq and is a predicted model, not a curated record. NCBI's taxonomy places the organism in Eukaryota, Metazoa, Chordata, Mammalia, Primates, Cercopithecidae.